AUGAGUUUAGAGAGUGAUGAUAAGGAAACCAAACGAGUUGUUGAACCAGUUGACGUUGACGAUUGUGUGGUUUUUCUAGAGCUAUUGGCAAACCAUGAUGAUGAACGAGGUCUUGUUAAGCUUCGUUGUCGCCAUCUCUUUCAUUUGGAUUGUAUAGGGUCAUAUUUUAAUUUUAAGACUAGCAUGGAAUUUCCAUGCUGUAGACAAAUAGAGAAAGGUCAAUGGUUGUUGCCAAAACCUAUUGAGGCUUCAUUUCCAUCAUUUCCGGUCUCGCCAACCAUGGUGUGGAGUGACGAUGUGGUUUCUUCUGUUGAAAGUCAUAUCGCUACCAAUCCACCUAUGCAUCGUCCAUAUGUUCCUAUUCAUCCUCCAUUUGCUCCUAUCCAGUCUCCAUAUGCUUCGAACGAAAUCCCUCUCAACGACAACAUGAUGUCCAUGAGUGCUGCUAUUGUAUGUCGCUUACACGCAAUGAAGUAUGAGUAUUAUGGCAUCACUGGAAGAACUGGUAUUGGCGGUGAAAGCAGUGGUGGUAAUGUGGUGGCCGAGGAAGUUGCAGCAGGGGAAGCGGCUGGAGGGGCAGAAAUGAUGGAAGAGUAG
Camelina sativa (false flax) is the source of this 597-nucleotide messenger RNA. RefSeq lists its product as uncharacterized. The record is from RefSeq and is a predicted model, not a curated record. NCBI's taxonomy places the organism in Eukaryota, Viridiplantae, Streptophyta, Magnoliopsida, Brassicales, Brassicaceae. Gene Ontology annotation, molecular function: ubiquitin-protein transferase activity.